This is a messenger RNA of Colletotrichum higginsianum IMI 349063, 642 nucleotides long. RefSeq names its product 40S ribosomal protein S5. Lineage: Eukaryota; Fungi; Ascomycota; Sordariomycetes; Glomerellales; Glomerellaceae. Gene Ontology annotation, biological process: ribosomal small subunit assembly; translation. Gene Ontology annotation, cellular component: ribosome; cytosolic small ribosomal subunit. The record is from RefSeq and is a predicted model, not a curated record. The transcript is spliced from 3 exons. The coding region runs from base 1 to 642 and encodes 213 amino acids. Gene Ontology annotation, molecular function: rRNA binding; mRNA binding; structural constituent of ribosome.
AUGUCUGACGGCGGCGAUAUCGAGGUCGAGAACGUGGGCUCCUACGAUGUCCUCCCCAAGGACGUCGUCAAGGAGGUCGGCAACGUCAAGCUUUUCAACAAGUGGGAUUACGAUGUUGAGGUCCGGGACAUCUCUCUGACUGACUACAUCUCCCUCCGCAACCCCGUCUAUGUCACCCACUCCGCUGGCCGCUAUGCUGUCAAGCGCUUCCGCAAGGCCAACUGCCCCAUCAUUGAGCGUCUCACCAACUCGCUCAUGAUGCACGGCCGCAACAACGGAAAGAAGCUCAUGGCUGUCCGCAUCGUUGCCCACGCCUUCGAGAUCAUCCACCUGAUGACCGACCAGAACCCCAUCCAGAUCGCCGUCGACGCCAUUGUCAACUGCGGUCCCCGCGAAGACUCUACCCGUAUUGGUUCCGCCGGUACCGUCCGUCGCCAGGCCGUCGAUGUCUCCCCCCUGCGCCGCGUCAACCAGGCCAUCUCCCUCCUCACCACCGGUGCUCGCGAGGCCUCUUUCCGCAACGUCAAGUCCAUCGCCGAGUGCUUGGCUGAGGAGCUGAUCAACGCCGCCAAGGGAAGCAGCAACUCGUACGCCAUCAAGAAGAAGGACGAGCUGGAGCGUGUCGCCAAGUCCAACCGGUAA